Molecule: messenger RNA, 1521 nt
Organism: Rubroshorea leprosula
Lineage: Eukaryota; Viridiplantae; Streptophyta; Magnoliopsida; Malvales; Dipterocarpaceae
Source: the annotation of a GenBank genome assembly
AAGCCAAAACAGUGUUGAAAGCACAAAACAGAGUCAGCCAAUCUGACUCCCGGAAUCAAAGCAGAGGAGCAGCAGCUACGUACUCUGACUCUACCAUAGUAUCUUCACUUCCCAGUAAGAAAAUGGAUCUGGGUUUUCUUCUACACGCUCUAAUUCCCUCUUGGAUCACUAGUGGUGUAUUACUGGGUUAUUUUACUUACUUGGCGAUUGCUGGAUCUAUUCUUCCUGGGAAAGUUGUUCCUGGUGUGGUGUUGCAGGAUGGCACUCGUCUCCAUUAUCGUUGCAAUGGGCUGCGGGCACUCCUUUUGCUGGUUGGGCUUCUUGGGAUUGGUUCUCAGCUGAAUAUCAUAUCACCCACUGUGAUAUCAGAUAGAGGGCUGGAGCUACUAUCUGCAACUUUCGUAUUCAGUGCUUUUGUUACGCUGGCACUCUAUGCUUCUGGCUGCAGUUCCCACAGUCAGGGUUCUUCUCUGAGGCCUCAUGUCACAGGAAACGUAAUACAUGACUGGUGGUUUGGCAUACAACUAAAUCCUCAGUUUAUGGGCAUUGAUCUCAAAUUCUUCUUUGUUAGAGCUGGAAUGAUGGGAUGGCUACUGAUCAACCUAUCUCUUCUGGCAAAAAGUAUUCUAGAUGGCACUUUAAGCAGAUCAAUGGUCCUGUACCAGCUAUUUUGUGCGUUAUAUGUCCUGGAUUACUUUAUUCAUGAGGAAUAUAUGACCUCAACGUGGGACAUAAUUGCUGAGAGAUUGGGCUUCAUGUUGGUCUUUGGAGAUUUAGUGUGGAUUCCUUUCACUUUCAGCAUCCAGGGUUGGUGGCUUUUGAGCAAUAAGGUGGAGCUAACCACUGCUGCAGUUAUAGCAAAUUGCUUAGUGUUUCUAAUUGGAUAUAUGGUAUUUAGAGGAGCUAACAAGCAAAAGCAUAUUUUCAAGAAGAAUCCCAAGGCACAUAUAUGGGGCAAGCCACCAAAAGUUAUUGGGGGGAAGCUCCUUGCUUCUGGUUAUUGGGGAAUUGCAAGGCACUGUAAUUAUCUCGGGGACUUGCUGCUGGCACUUUCCUUCAGUUUACCAUGUGGAAUAAGCUCACCAAUUCCAUAUUUCUACCCAAUUUAUCUUCUUAUUCUGCUGAUAUGGAGAGAAAGGAGAGACGAAGCUCGCUGUGCAGCAAAGUACAAAGAAAUAUGGGCAGAAUACCGUAGUCUCGUCCCAUGGAGAAUAUUACCAUAUGUCUACUAGUCACAACAUGCCACUGCCAGAAUAUCACAACCAGAAGCUAUUUGCUCUUCCAUCCAUGUUUUUAUCUUUCUAUAGCCCUAAAAAAUUAUCAAGAAAUGUUGCUGUAGGGCAGUGUAGGGCAGUGGGUGGAUAAAAAAAAGGGGCAGAGCUGUUAGGGUAAUGGCAAAAACUUAAUUUUAGCAAUGCCUCUAUUGGAAUUUUGCAACUCAGGUGCCAAGACUGACUUUGGAUAAGAACCAGAUUGGAAGGUAGUUCUACAACUUACAUUCAAUGAAACUCUAUUUUCACU